AUGGAGCCAGAGCAGAUCAGAGAGGGCUACCUGGUCAAGAAGGGCACUCUGCUAAACACAUGGAAGGCUGUGUGGGUGAUCCUGUCUGAAGAUGGUCUUGAGAUGUAUAAGAAGAAAACGGAUCGGUCUCCCAAAGGCAUGAUCCCGCUGAAGGGGGCCACUCUGACCUCCCCCUGCCAGGACUACGGCAAAAGAACACUUGUGUUUAAGAUCAGCACAGAGAAGAAGCAGGAGCAUGUCUUCCAGGCGUCCCACGUGGAGGAGAGAGAGAUGUGGGUCAAAGACAUCCGCAGAGCCCUGUCCUGCCUGAAGGCCGGGAAGAACUUUGCCCGCAGGUCCACACGCCGCUCCAUCCGCCUUCCGGACACCGUCAACCUCAGUGAGCUGUACAGUCUGAUGAAGGACCAGGAGGACGGCAUUAAAGAACUGAAACUGGAACAGGAGAGCAAAGUUUACAACCACUGUUUCACCGGUGCGACCGUGGUGGACUGGCUCAUCUCUAAAGACAAGGCGAGGAACCGUCCCGAGGCGCUGAUGCUGGCCACGGGGCUCCUGAGCGAGGGCUUCCUGCAGCCUGCGGGGGACAUGUCCAAGGAGGGGGCCCACGGAGCAGAGCAGGCCGUGCUGCUGGACCAGAACCACGCUCUCUACUACUUUGCCGACAGUGGGUUCUUCUGUGAGGGCUACUCCAGCGACGAGGACGUUCUGCUGAAGGAGGAGUUCAGAGGAAACAUCAUCAAACAGGGAUGUCUGCUCAAACAGGGGCACAGAAGAAAGAACUGGAAAGUGCGUAAAUUCAUCCUGCGAGACGACCCAGCGUUUCUGCAUUACUACGAUCCCACAAAGGAGGAAGAGGACCCCCUGGGCUCCAUUCACCUGCGCUCCUGCGUGGUUACGGCCGUGGACUUUGUGCCUGACGCAAAAAAGUACGAUGUGGAAGGAGACCUGUUUGAAAUCAUCACAUCAGAGGAAACCCACUACUACCUCCAGGCAGCGACCUCCGAGGAGCGCAAGGACUGGAUACGAGCGAUACAGACUGUGGCCAAAAGUGGAAAAUAG
Molecule: messenger RNA, 1059 nt
Organism: Knipowitschia caucasica
Lineage: Eukaryota; Metazoa; Chordata; Actinopteri; Gobiiformes; Gobiidae
Source: the annotation of a GenBank genome assembly